Molecule: messenger RNA, 805 nt
Organism: Impatiens glandulifera
Lineage: Eukaryota; Viridiplantae; Streptophyta; Magnoliopsida; Ericales; Balsaminaceae
Product: lamin-like protein
Exons: 2
Coding region: 89-601 (170 amino acids)
Cellular component (GO): plasma membrane
Molecular function (GO): electron transfer activity
Source: RefSeq, a predicted model, not a curated record
AAAGAAACAAUAUUUUCUCUCUCUCUAUCUCUCUCUCCUAUCAGUGUCUGGAAAGUUUCAGACAGCAAAUCACCAGCUAGCUAAAAACAUGUCCAGCGGCGCAACCCAUCAUCUCAUCGGACUCAUCUUCUUCAUCCUUGUAACCGCCUCUUCCUCCACCGACCAUAUCGUCGGUGCCAACCGUGGAUGGAACCCCGGCAUGAACUAUACUCUUUGGUCUAACAAUCAUACCUUCUACGUCAACGACUUCAUCUCUUUUAGGUACCAAAAGAUGAUGUACAAUGUGUUUGAGGUUAACCAAACGGGGUACGACAACUGUACGACGGAAGGAGCGGUGGGGAAUUGGAGCAGCGGUAAAGAUUUCAUCCUUUUGGAUAAACCCAUAAGGUAUUAUUUCAUUUGUGGGACUGGCGGUUGUUUUAGUGGAAUGAAGGUAUCUGUAGUUGUACAUCCUCUGCCUUCGCCGCCGUCGUCUGGUAAUGUUACUUCUAAACAUGGGUCCGGCGGUGACAAGUCUGAUGCCGGUCCGACUGCCGGAUUAGUUUGUUUUUCGAGUGUGGUUAGUGUUUUGGUGGUGGGUAUGGCUGUGUUGUGGAUCUGAUUUGUUAAUGGUGGUUUUGGAUUGAGAUUUGUAGAAGAAUUAUUAGAGAGAUGAUUGGGUUUUCUAUUGAUUUGAUGUUGUUUUGAGGUGAAUGGAUGAAUUUAAUGUUGUUUACUAUGUUUUACUAUUGAUGUAAUGAUUAAGGGAUGUUUUGAUUGAUUAUUUUUUAAGUUUUGUAUCAUGACUUUUAAUUACUUAAUUUUU